Messenger RNA from Funneliformis caledonium, 1702 nucleotides. Lineage: Eukaryota; Fungi; Glomeromycota; Glomeromycetes; Glomerales; Glomeraceae. The record is from the annotation of a GenBank genome assembly.
GAUGGUAAUAAUGUUCGCAUUAAAAAGACAAUUACAUUUAUCAUUGAAAAAUAAUGUCCCGCUUCAAAACUUCAUUUCAAUACGAAAUAAAAAUAUUGUCACAACCUGCCGACAUUUACAAGGACAUUCUCGAAACAAGUCUUUAGCUUCCAAAAGUAAGUCAAUCGAAAAGCAAACAGAAUCCGAGUCAGAACAAACUAAAAGCAAAUAUUUCAAUUAUCGUUCAAAUAUAAUUAAAGAACUUCGCCGUACAAAAGAACCAAAUCCAUAUCCGCAUAAAUUCAAUGUCGAUAUCACUAUUCCACAAUUUAAUCAAAAAUAUUCACAUAUAGAAGCCGGGCAAAUAAAUACCGAAGAAAUUGUAAGAAUAGCUGGUCGUAUUCAUAAUCAAAGAUCUUCUGGUAGAAAUUUGAUUUUCUAUGAUUUAUAUGGUGAAGGAACUAAAAUACAAAUUAAUGCUCGGGCGCAAGAUUCAGAACGUGAUUUUCUAAAAACUCAUGAACACAUUCGAAGAGGAGAUAUUGUCGGAGUCGUAGGAACUCCGGGAAGGACGAAGCUAGGAGAAUUAUCAAUAUACCCCAAAGAUCUUAUAUUAUUAUCACCAUGUUUACAUCAAUUGCCUACUCCACAUGAAGGACUCAAAGAUAAUGAAACCCGAUAUCGUCAGAGAUAUCUUGAUUUGAUGAUAAAUAACGAAAUACGAGAAAAUUUCAUAUGUAAAUCAAAAGUCAUUAAUUAUCUUCGACGUUUCUUGGAUGAACGAGGAUUUUUGGAGGUUGAAACACCAAUGAUGAAUCAUGUUGCAGGUGGUGCAUCAGCAAAACCAUUUAAAACACAUCAUAGUCAUCUUAAACGUGAUCUGUAUUUAAGAAUUGCACCAGAAUUAUACCUAAAACAACUGGUUAUAGGUGGAUUAGAGAAGGUUUAUGAAAUUGGAAGACAGUUUCGUAAUGAAUCUAUUGAUAUAACACAUAAUCCCGAAUUUACUACGGCAGAAUUCUAUUUGGCUUAUGCUGAUAUGUUUGAUUUGAUGCAAAUGACUGAAGAUUUAUUGGGAAACCUAGUUAAGAGUUUAAAGGGAAAUUAUGUGGUGAAUUAUAAUUUGAAUGGUAAUGAAAUCGAAAUUGAUUUUACACCGCCAUUCAAAAGAAUUGAUAUUAUCAAAACUUUGGAAAAUAAUUUGAAUGUAAAGUUUCCCGAUCCCGAUCAAUUACAUACCGAAGAAACACAUAAAUUCUUAUCUGAUUUAUGUGAGAAACAUAAAGUUAUUUGCAGACCACCAAAAACUAACUCUAAAUUAUUCGAUAAGUUGAUCAAAAAGUUCGUUGAAUCAGAAUGUAUAUCACCAACCUUUAUAACCGGCCACCCACAAAUCUUAUCUCCAUUGGCAAAAUCGCAUCGUGAAAUUACAGGAUUAUGUGAAAGAUUUGAAUUAAUUGUUGGAACAAAUGAAAUUAUUAACGCAUAUACUGAAUUAAAUGAUCCGUUUGAACAAAAAGAAAGAUUUGAAGAACAAAAUCAUCAAAGAGAUAUAGGUGAUGAUGAGGCCCAAAUUGGUGAUGAUGCAUUUUGUACAAGUUUAGAAUAUGGAUUACCUCCUACGGCUGGAUGGGGCUUGGGUAUUGAUAGGUUGACUAUGAUAUUAACAAACAAUUCUAGUAUAAAAGAGGUUUUAUUAUUUCCAACAUUAAAACCUAUUUAA